Erigeron canadensis is the source of this 873-nucleotide messenger RNA. RefSeq names its product putative F-box protein At1g12855. The transcript has a single exon. Lineage: Eukaryota; Viridiplantae; Streptophyta; Magnoliopsida; Asterales; Asteraceae. The coding region runs from base 1 to 873 and encodes 290 amino acids. The record is from RefSeq and is a predicted model, not a curated record.
AUGGUUUUAUAUAAUCCGCUUACUAGAGCGACAUCCAAACCGAUUAUUCCUGACUUAUUGCAUUCUCAUCCGUGCAAUAAGAAGCAUGUAUAUGGAUAUGGUUACGGUUCAUCCACCCCGGAUGAUCUAAAGAUUGUUAGAUUCAGAGGCUGUGAUCAGUAUUCUUCUUCUAGUACGACUAACGAUAACGAGCGACAUACUUGUGAUGUUUUCAGUACUAAAACGAAUUCAUGGACCGUGUUGAGAGACUUUGUUCAAGGUGCAAACUGGUUGAAUGACGUGGGUACGUUUGCAAAUGGAUCUUUGUAUUGGAUUUCUAAUAGGUACGAUCGAGAGUUCAAGAUAGUGGCUCUCGAUGUUAACAACAUGCUACUUUCGGAUAUACAGGUACCUAAUAUUAUUGAUCAUGGAUUAAUAUAUAAUCGUCGUCGUCGUCGUGACUUGUGGGGUGUUGAUGAUUCGCAUUCUGUUAAUUUGUGGGCUGGUUUGGGUACGCUGAAUGGAUGCCUUUGCAUAGUCUCUCAUCAAACGAUUACUACUAGUGAUGCAAAAAAAGAUGGUUUUAAUGUGUGGGUAAUGAAGGAGGAGGAAGGUGUUGCUGACAACAAGUCAUGGUUGAAUGUAUCUACUUUCUACUUAGAUCUGAAAUCAGAGUUUGGAUACAGCCCUAUAAGUAUUUUGGAUGACGGCAACGUUCUUAUACUGAUUGAAUCAUUCCAAGAGCUCGUGAUCUAUGACGCAUUGAUGAAGAAAGGUUGUUGGCCUAGUUAUAAAGUGAUAAACAUCUCUGCUAGUCCUGGCUGUUUUCAAAGGAUCCAUGGGAUCGAGUAUGUGGAGACUUUGGUUUCGCCUUCAAGUUUGUUAAUUGCUUAA